This is a messenger RNA of Ruditapes philippinarum (Manila clam), 945 nucleotides long. RefSeq names its product laminin subunit beta-1-like. The transcript has 3 exons. Gene Ontology annotation, biological process: substrate adhesion-dependent cell spreading; basement membrane assembly; cell migration. The record is from RefSeq and is a predicted model, not a curated record. Gene Ontology annotation, cellular component: laminin trimer. The coding region runs from base 292 to 930 and encodes 212 amino acids. NCBI's taxonomy places the organism in Eukaryota, Metazoa, Mollusca, Bivalvia, Venerida, Veneridae.
AAUAAACGUCAUGCCCACUAAUCUAUUCUGCUGUUCCAACAGUGGAGAUUAUCGAGGCGUGUAAAGUUUGCAAACUUGAGAAAGUUAGUGGAAAUUCCUGUGCCAGGGGCGAUUUAUUGGAUUUUUUAAAAAGGGUUCCUGCAGAGCUGAACAAUAAUGCUGGCUGUGGGGAUAUAGACAGGAUUAUCUCCCCUUGCUGUAGUGAUAUAAGUCAGGAUUAGUCAUUGUAUCAACCUGCUGAGAGAUUACCUAUAACUGAUAAGGAUAUAAUCUCACAUUUUAACUUGCAAAAUGGAAGUGGUUCAUAUAGGAUUACUUGUGGUAGUUUUUGCAACUUUUCAAGGUGCAAUAAGCCAGAGCAGCCGUCAGCCUCAAUGUGAACAGGGCAGUUGUUACCCAGCAACAGGUGAUUUGUUGAUUGGACGAGAGGGUAAUCUCACGACAAAUUCCACGUGUGGUAUGGAUAGACAAGAGAGAUACUGUAUUGUCAGCCAUUUAGAUGAUGACAAAAAAUGUUUUCUAUGUGACUCGAGACAACCGUGGUCGCAACAGUAUAGUGACAGUCAUAGGAUUGAAAAUAUUGUUUCCUCUUUUCGCAAGAGAAAGUUUAAGUGGUGGCAGGCAGAAAAUGGUGUCCAGAGCGCUUACAUUCAAUUAGAUUUGGAGGCAGAAUUUCAUUUUACUCAUUUAAUUAUGACAUUUAAAACUUUCCGACCAAAAGCUAUGUAUGUUGAAAGGUCAUUUGAUUUUGGAAAUUCGUGGAAUGUGUACCGUUAUUUUGCAUAUGAUUGUGCAAGAUCUUUCCCAGGAAUUCCUACUGGUCCUGUUAGGAAAUUAUCGGAUGUAAUUUGUGAAUCAAGAUAUUCUGAUGUAGUACCAUCCACUGAGGGAGAGGUUUGUAUAUUUUGUGUCAUUUUUCAGCUAACAUAGUUUUUUAUAAAAAAA